AUGGCUAUUGGAGCAUCAAUUGAGGGUUGGAAGCAUUUUAGGCCUAAUAUAUUAGUUGAUGAAACGUUCUUGAAAUGUAAAUAUGCCGACACGCUUUUGACGGCUUCAACAAUUGACGGUAACAAUCAGAUUUUUCCUCUUGCUUUUAGUAUUGUUGACUCUGAAAAUGAUGCAUCCUGGAGAUGGUUUUUUGAGAAUUUAAAGAAAAGUUUUGGUGAACGAGAAGGAUUAGUCAUUAUUUCUUAUCGGCAUUUUAGCAUUCCGAAAGGUGUUAUGAAUGUUUUUUCAAAUGCUUAUACAAUUGAUAAGUUCGAGUUUUAUAUGAAAUGGAUGGAAUCAAUAUAUCCUACAAUUCGAGAAUAUCUCAGUAAAGUUGGUUUUGAGAAGUGGGCACGUCCACAUUCUAGGAGAAGAAGGUAUAAUAUGAUGACUACUAAUAUUUCAGAGUGCUUGAAUAAUAUUUUAAAAGAGCCUAGGGAGUUCCCCGUUGCAUCAUUACUUGAUUAUAUUAGAGAAAUACUUCAAAAUUGGUUUUAUGAAAAAGGUCAAUCAGCAUUAUCCAUGAAGACUGUUUUGACUAGUUGGGCAGAGUCUGAGUUGCGAGAGCAACACAAUCAGUCAAGAAGCUUCAACUUGAAAAUAUUUAAUCAGGUUGAUCCUAUUAACAAUGAAGAAUAUAAAGUAGUUGAUUGGGACAAUCACUUUUUGGAAAAGCUUGGGAUCGCUCUAGAAGGUAUCGUUGGUGUCACUGUCGCUCUAGAGGGUAUCGCUGGUGUCGCUCUAGAGGGUAUUGUUGGUGUCGCUCAAGAUGGUAUCGCUGGUGUCACUCUAGAGGAUCUCGCCAGUGUCGCUUGUGGGGAUUUGUUAUUCUUCAGUAAAUGUUGGUAUUUAGAUUAA
Messenger RNA from Benincasa hispida (wax gourd), 897 nucleotides. The record is from RefSeq and is a predicted model, not a curated record. Lineage: Eukaryota; Viridiplantae; Streptophyta; Magnoliopsida; Cucurbitales; Cucurbitaceae.